AUGACACUCUUCUUCUUCACCUGCCUGCUGGCUGUCUUCCCAGUGGUCUCCAUGAAAAGUCCCAUAUUUGGUCCCCAGGAUAUAAACAGUGUGGAAGGCAGCUCAGCGUCCAUCAAGUGCUACUACCCGGCCACCUCCGUCAACCGGCAUACCCGGAAGUACUGGUGCCGGCAGGGGGCCAAGGGCCGCUGCACAACCCUCAUCUCCUCGGAGGGCUACGUCUCCAAGGACUAUGAGGGCAGAGCCAACCUCACCAACUUCCCAGAGAGCGGCACAUUUGUGGUGAACAUUGGCCAUCUCACCCGGAAUGACUCUGGGUACUACAAGUGUGGUCUGGGCAUUAGCAGCCGGGGCCUGUCCUUUGAUGUGAGCCUGGAGGUCAUCCCGGAUCCUGGUCUCCCACAGGACGCUGAAGUCUACACAGCAGACCUGGGCAGAACAGUGACCAUUGACUGCCCUUUCAACUCUGGGAAUUCUCAGAAGAAGAAGUCCGUGUGCAAGCAGACAGGCCAGGACUGCAUCCCAGUCAUCGACUCCAGUGGGUACGUGAACCCCAGCUACAGCAAUAGAGCACGACUUAGUAUUCAGGGUACCAACCAAUUAAAGUUCAGCUUCAUCAUCAACAAACUCCAGCUCAGUGAUGGUGGGACGUAUGUCUGCCAGGCUGGGGAUGAUUCCAGUGCUGAUAAGAGCAACGUUGACCUCUAUGUGCUGAAGCCAGAGCCUGAGCUGGUUUAUGGAGACCUGAGGAGCUCCGUGACCUUUGACUGUGCCCUGGGCUCCGAGGUGGCAAAUGUGGCCAAAUUCCUGUGCCGGGUGGACAGUGAGGAAACCUGCGAUGUGGUCAUCAACACCCUGGGGCACAGGAGUCAGGCCUUUGAGGGCAGGAUCCUGUUCGAGGACAAGAAUGACGGCUUCAGGGUGCAUAUCACCAACCUGAGGAAGGAGGAUGCAGGGCUCUACCUGUGUGGAGCCAACUCUGAUGGUCAGCCUCAGGAAGCCUUGUCCAUCCAGGCUUUGCAGCUCUUCGUCAAUGAAGAGACCUUGUUUCCCCGCAGUCCCUCUGUGGUGAAAGGUGUGGUAGGAGGCUCUGUGGUCGUGCUCUGCCCCUAUAACCCAAAGGAAAAAAACAGCCUGAAGUAUUGGUGUCGCUGGGAAGAGACUCAAAAUGGCGGCUGCCCACUGUUGGUGGAGAGCGCGGGGCUGGUUACGAAGCAGUACGAACAGUACGGUGGCAGGCUCGCGCUGUAUGAAGAGCCGGGCAAUGGCACCUACACGGUCAUACUCAACCAGCUCACUGCCCAGGAUGCCGGCUUCUACUGGUGUCUGACCAACGGCGACACUCGCUGGAGGUCCACGGUGGAGCUCAAGAUUGUUGAAGGAGAACCAAAUCUCAAGGUCCCCAAGAACGUGACUGUUCAGCUGGGAGGGACUCUCAAGCUCCCCUGCUACUCACCAUGCAAAUAUUACUCCUACAAGAAAUUCUGGUGCAAGUGGACCAACGAAGGUUGCAGGGCCCUGCCCAGCCAAGACGAGGGCUCCAGCCAGGCCUUCGUGAACUGCGACCAAAAGAACCAGGUCAUCAACCUGACCCUGAACCAAGCCACCAAGGAGGACGAGGGCUGGUACUGGUGCGGGGUGAAGGAGGGCCUUCAAUACAGAGAGACUGUGGCUGUCUACGUGGCGGUCGGGGAGAGGGUAACAGGGUCCGAAGAUGUCAGCCCAGUGAGUGCUGCUUCUGCUGAUGUGAUACAGCCAAGAGUCAGGACGAUUGAGGGCAGCGUCAUUCAGAAUCCCGGGAUUUUUGCAGAGGACAGAGCAGUGAAGGAUACUGGAGACCCAGCUGGUGGGAGCAGACCAUCCAUAGACCCUGACAGCUCUGUGGGACAAGGCGGGAGCUCCACCGUGCUGCUCGCUACCCUGGUGCCCCUGGCCCUGGUGCUGGCGCUGGGGGCCCUAGUGGUGGGGGUCUUAAGAGCUCGGCACAGGAAGAACAUAGACCGGAUUUCAGUCAGAAGCUACAGAACAGACAUUAGCAUGUCAGACUUUGAGAACUCCAGGGAAUUUGGAGCCAAUGACAACAUGGGAGCCGCUCCAGUCACUCAGGAGACAUCUCUCAGAGGGAAAGAUGAGUUUGUCGCCACCACCAAGAACACCACUGAGACCGAAGAACCCAAGAAGGCGAAAAGGUCCUCGAAGGAGGAAGCUGACAUGGCCUACACUGCCUUCCUGCUCCAGGCCAACAACAUGGCUGCCAACGUCCAGGAUAGCCCCAGCAAAGCCUAGGCAGAGCUCCUGCUGCCUCCUCCCUCCGCCCACGACAAUCACCUUCAGAAUCACGUUGAUUCUCAGGGCCCUCAGCUGCUGGGGGCUCUGCUGCCUGCACUCAUACU
This is a messenger RNA of Diceros bicornis minor, 2393 nucleotides long. It is a transcript of the gene PIGR, whose product is annotated as polymeric immunoglobulin receptor. The transcript is spliced from 10 exons. Bases 1 to 2286 code for a protein of 761 amino acids. The record is from RefSeq and is a predicted model, not a curated record. Lineage: Eukaryota; Metazoa; Chordata; Mammalia; Perissodactyla; Rhinocerotidae.